UCAGUAGCUCAGGCAGGUUCCAGAUGAGGACUGCAGCGCCUCGUCCUGCCCGCGGACAGCGCGGAGGUCUCGGCCGGGGCAGGAAGUGAGUCUGCUCCGUGAGGAGGCGGCGGCGGCGGCGGCCGAAGCUUCUGAGAGCCCCGGCGUCUCGGACCCUCCUCCCCGCUCUCAGCCCUUUCCUAGUCCAGCAGGUUCCUGCACACGGCCAGGGAUGGAUCUUCACAAGCCGAUGACUGCUCGCCGCUACCAAGUGCUUCAUAAUGAAGAUGAUAAUUCAGAAUCACCUGCUGUUGAGCCACCAUCACCCUCAACACAGAUAGCACGAACUUCUUCUGGACCUGUACUUGAACCUGAGACUUCUCCUCCACCUUACAGUAGCAUUACUGUGGAAGCAGCUGCGACUGCAGAAACAGAAACUCACAGCGAAUUUUAUCCUGUGCCACCACCCUACAGUGUAGCUACCUCUCUUCCUACGUAUGAUGAAGCAGAGAAGGCCAAAGCUGCUGCAAUGGCAGCUGCUGCAGCAGAAACAUCUCUGAGACACGGACAGUUUAGGGAGUCUAGGAGUCUAUUUGAUGAAAUAUUCCUGCACUCGCCAGAGGAAGAAGAGUUUCCUCCAAGAGAUGACUUCAGUGAUGCAGAUCAGCUUAGAGUGGGCAAUGAUGGUAUCUUCAUGCUGGCAUUCUUCAGUAAGUUAUUUUUCAUUUCCAGACCACCU
Messenger RNA from Phascolarctos cinereus (koala), 718 nucleotides. It is a transcript of the gene NDFIP2, whose product is annotated as Nedd4 family interacting protein 2. The record is from RefSeq and is a predicted model, not a curated record. NCBI's taxonomy places the organism in Eukaryota, Metazoa, Chordata, Mammalia, Diprotodontia, Phascolarctidae.